Molecule: messenger RNA, 5618 nt
Organism: Linepithema humile (Argentine ant)
Lineage: Eukaryota; Metazoa; Arthropoda; Insecta; Hymenoptera; Formicidae
Gene: ush
Product: Zinc finger protein ush
Biological process (GO): negative regulation of transcription by RNA polymerase II; positive regulation of transcription by RNA polymerase II; heart development
Cellular component (GO): nucleus
Molecular function (GO): RNA polymerase II-specific DNA-binding transcription factor binding
Source: RefSeq, a predicted model, not a curated record
UCAUCGACUGUUUACGUCAGUCGUCGUUUGGCCUCCCGCGAAGUUGUUUGCCGCCACAAAGAGCUCGAUACGCGUGCGAAUUAUCGCAUUAUUUAUCGCAUAUUUUCUCCAGUGUUUCGGUGGAUUUACGACACAACGUUAAUUUAUCGGGGAAUGCAUAACAUUUUGUAGAUAUAUAUGUGUGAGAUUACGUAGCGAUUUUCGAGAUUGAGCGAAUCGUCGGACGCGAUCAAGCAAAAUCUUGCUGAAAAAAAACGUCUUGAAGUCGUGACGGUCAAGAUUUUCGGAUAUAUACACGGAAGUUUCUCGUAGCGAAAUAUAGAGGAUUUACGAUGCGACGAUAACCGAAAUAUACGACAUUCGUGAGUAUGCGUGCUUAAUAUCACAUAGCAUUAGAGAAUAAGCGAAUCGUUGACGCGAUCGAGCUAAAUAUCGCGGGAUAAAAAAAAUCUUGGAAACCGCCAUAACCAAGAUUUCUAGAAAUGUACGCGAGCGAAGUUAGCUGUGCUCCGUUAAUAAUCGUUUGGCGCUCGCGACGCUAUUUGCCGUAAGGAGUUCGUCUCGCGCGAGCGGAUAUUUGUUUGUCGCGUUUUCUCUCCGAUAUUUUGGCGGAUUUACGGCGCGACGUUAACCGAAAUAUACGGCAUUCGUGAGUAUAUAUGCGUGAUAUCACGCAGUAUUGGAGAUUGAGUGAAUCGUGGACGCGAUCAAACAAAAUCUUGCUGAAAAAAAAACUGUCUUGAAGUCGCGACGGUCAAGAUUUUCGGAUAUAUACACGGAAGUUUCUCGUAAUGAAAUACAGAGGUUUUACGAUGCGACGAUAACCGAAAUAUACGAUGUGUUCGUGAGUAUAUAUGCUUAAUAUCGCAGCAUUAGAGAAUAAGCGAAUCGUUGACGCGAUCGAGCUAAAUAUUGCGGGAUAAAAAAGUCUUGGAAACCGCCAAAAUUUUUAGAAGUAUACGCGAGCGAAGUUGGCUAUUCCGUUAAUAGUCGUUUGGCGCUCGUGACGCCAUUUGCCGUAACGAGUCCGUCUCGCGCGAGCGGAUACUUGUUUGUCGCGUUUUCUCUGCAAUAUUUUGGCGGAUUUACGGCGGGAUGUUAACCGAAAUAUACGACAUUUGUGAGUAUAUAUGCGUGAUAUCACGCAACAUUGGAGAUUGAGCGAAUGGUGAGCGUGAUCGAACAAAAUCUCGUCAGAUAAAAAACGCCUUGGACGGCCAAGAUUCUCCGAAAUAUACACGAAGUUUCUCCGGGCGAGGUCGCUCCCGUCGUUUCCGUCGAUCAUCGGCACCCGUGACGCGGCGUCUCGCACGCGAGUGUUGUUUAUCGCUUUAUUCCUGUUUUAUGCGUUUAGCCGGAUUUAUAGCGCAACAUUAACCGGAAUGCGUAGCGUUCGUGAAAAAUUACGUAAUAAUCGGAAAUCGGAGUGAGUCACGAUUGUACAAAAUUGUGUAGGAUGAAAACGUUCUAUGCGUUCGGGAGUGAUAAAUCACGAAAAUGAGCUUGCGAUAGGUUUUGCUCGCGUAAUUACGCGUCGAGUGCAUAUAUAUGUGUGUGUGUGAAAUACAAAGAAUCUGGAUAUGGAUGCGGAUUAAGAAUCGAGGAUGUUUGCUGUAGUCAUCAACUUUGAGGUUGGAAUCUCAGUCUCGAAACUGGACAGCAGUGGAAUCUCGAUUUUCCUGAAUCGUCUUUUGAGUGCUGCGAAAUAUGGCGACAACUGCGUACGGGGAGGAUGAAGAAUGGAGCGACUCGGAAAAGACCCCGUCGGUGAGCAGCGGUGUGGACGGUGGCGGAUCGGCGGUAUCGAGUCCAGUUGCGCCGACGGUCGAGGAAGAGUCGAGCGUACCACCUCCUCCAAGACUUAAUCCCGCGUCGUCCUCGGUCAGUUCUUCUGUUAGUGAAGACCUUAGGCUGCGUCUCAGCGUAUUCACGGAAGACCGAAAACGUCUGACCAAUCUUGUCGAAGACAUCGAGGUCGUGAAGAACAAAAGAGACCGCCAUGCGUCGUCUAGUAGCGUGCGGACGCGAGAGUCGAGUCCUAAGGAUCUUGAUGAGGAUCAACCGCAGGUGGUUAAGGAGGAGGAGUGGCAGCCGAGGUCGUCGUCCACCGCUAUUCGGAGACGGGAUUCCGACUGUCGAAGGGACACGGACGAUUCCGCUGCUACCGCGACAGCCGUUACCGAGACGAAGAGGAUGAGACUCGACGACGAGACAGCACCAAGACUGAGACUCAAUGCUAGUCUGGCGACGGAUCCCGCGCUGCGACCCGCCGCCGUCGCCGCCCUUACUGUGAAGCCCGACAACACCUCACCACUGACUCCGACGCCGCCGCUGCCAGCCGGACUACAAAAUGCAAUCGCUUCGGGCCGCCUGUUUGUCUUGCCAACCGACGGCAAGGAGACGAUUACAGUGGAGCCUGCAAGGCCGCCUCCUCCGACCGCCCUGAUUUGUCUGCCAUGCGGCAUCAAGUUUAGUUCGGCUAGCACCCUGGAUGCUCAUCGCACCUUUUAUUGCGCGCAUCGACCCCGCGUGGACGAAGAUACGGCAAACGAUGACGACGAAGAUGGCAGCGGCAAGUCCAACGCUGCUGGCAGCAAGUUCGAAGUGCGAAAGGCAUACGCCUGUCCGCACUGCUCUUAUAGCGCCGACAAGAAGGUUUCCUUGAAUCGCCAUAUGCGGAUGCACGCAGCCUCGCCGGCGCCGCCAACGAUACCGCCGCCAGCGGCGACGGCGACGGUAACGGUGUCGCCAAAUCCGAACUCCUCGUCGAGCAAUCCCGCUACGCCCGGUCAGACGACUGCUGCCAACGGAUCGCUGAACGUGGAGACUGAGAAGUAUUGCAGAAACUGCGAUAUCAAGUUCAACUCAUUGAAGACGUACAGGGCGCAUAAAUCGCAUUACUGCAACACUCGGCACGUUGUGAAGGACGCAUUGCCGACGCCGACGGCGGCACCGGCGUCUUCGGUGAAGACGUCGCCGCCGACCAGCUCGAGCCCCGGCGAAUCGCCUCCCCCGCAACCGUGCCUGGCGCUACCCACCAAUCCAAUCCUGAUCUUGCCGUACUCCCUGUUGCGCGGUGCGAGCGUUCUUGCCGCGCCUGCGUUGCCAACUCCCGACACAGCGUGCUUCCUUUUGCCAAACGGUUCCCUGCAGCCAAUGACGAGAGGUCUUACCCCCGCGACUCAGAACACGGUGGUGGAACCACUUGUUCUCAGGGCGGCGAAUAAACCGACAACGCCGGCGUCGAUGGUCGUAGCGGCGUCCACCUCGCCUUCCGCCUCGACUCCCCUCGAUCUCAGCGUACGCAGAUCGCCGGAGCAUCAGGACGAAAAGGAGGACAGGAUGUCGCCGACGCCAUCGUCUCUACCACCGCCGCAGGGUAGUCCUAGAUCCCGCGGCAGUGGUAGUCCCAGGACACGAUCCGUCGGACCGAGCCAGAGCGUUGCGGGCGGCGCCGUCGUCCCGCCCGCACCCGCUGAGCUCGCCCUGAGACUCGCCGAAUUGCCGCCACCACCCGUUCCCGGAGUGCUUGUCAAACAAGGCGUGUCUAGAUGCAAAGAGUGCAAUAUUGUCUUUUGCCGACACGACAACUUUGUCGCGCACAAGAAACAUUACUGCCAAGCUAGAGAGACGACGGUGAGCAACAGUCCGCCACCCCCGGGUACGCCAAGUCCGCCAUUGGUGCAGCUAAUCUGUGCGGCGUGUGGCAUCAAGUUCGCCUCCAUGGACAAUCUGGUCGCUCAUCAAGCGUUUUACUGUCCCAAGAGGCCCGAGCCUCAGGAGCACCACACGCGGUGUUCCAAGUGCAAGGCGAUAAUAGAACCCGGCGGAAAUCAUACCUGCGCGAGUGGCGGCACGGGCGGCUGGCGGUGUCCGGUCUGCGGCGCCGUCAGUCCCACAGCCGGCGCGGCCCAGCGUCACAUGGACUCCCAUCAGGGUGUUAAAGCCUUCCGCUGCAAGAUAUGCACUUACAAGGGCAACACUCUGCGCGGUAUGAGAACCCACAUCCGGAUGCAUUUCGAGAAACGUGUCAGCGAUCUACAGGAGGAGAACUACAUAAAUUGCGUGUUGGAUGACGAGACAACGUUGCCAACGGCGGAGCCGGCGGCCGCCACAACGCCGGAGGAGAUCCCUACAGAGGUUCAAGUGAACGGCAAGAUGGAAAUCAGGAAGAGUCCGCAGCCGCGAGCGGCGCUGCCGCCGCCACCACCGACGCAGGUGAUCGCCGAUAAGGCAGUGAAGCAGGAACGCGAGGACACGCCGCCGCCACCACCCGAGGAGAGUCUGGACCCCACCAAGAGCGGGCCGCGCUACUGCCGCUCCUGCGACAUCAGCUUCACCUACCUGAGCACCUUCAUCGCUCACAAAAAGUUCUACUGCUCGAGCCACGCUGGUGAGGCCAGCAACAAUAACAACAACAACAACAGUAAUAAUAACAACAACAACGCGAGCGGCCACUCGACGACGCCGCCGAGCAGUAGAGCUGAAGCGUCGGUGCUUUAAAACCGGAGCCUCGCCAGGAUGACUUCUCCACACCGUUCGUUUAACUUCCCGCAGGACCUCUUCGAGAUUUUCGGAGACACUUGAAAAUCUACGAAUCUAUGCAAAACAAUAUUUUAGGAAUAGUAUUUCCUAAAGUGUGAUCGUUAAAAAUUGACUUUUUUAAAUAAUUAAUGCGAAAUUGUUUUGUCGAGAAAAUUUUGUUAACUGUAUAGAAUACAGUUUUUUCAUUUGAUUAAAUUUCUCCUCAACAUAUUUUAUUGUAUCGUUAAUUUCGAAAUGAGAAGUUUCGAGUAUUUAUUAGAUUUUAUUAGAUUACACAAAAUUUUUAACGAUUUCAACUAAGAAAAGCAUCAGAUUUUCUUCGAAGAGGUUCCGGAAAGAGAGAGAAACGAAACGUGAGAGGCGCGAUGACAAGCUAAAGAGGGGACUGUUAAUUGUUGCCAGUUUAUACAUAAUAUAAUGAACGACUUAUCGGACUUCUUAGUUGACUACUACGUUGUGUGAUUUUUGUUGAUCCAGGGAAUCGUUCGUACUUAUAAGCCGAAGGUAUCUACGUGUACAUAUAUACAUAUAUGUGCGUGCGUGAGGGCGAGUUCGCAAAAAAAGGCUGCAGACAAAGCCGCGAUUAUUUCAUAUAAAUUAAUCUAGAAACGUAACAGAUAAAUUAUAUGAAAGGCAAUGGAGAACGAAUAAAUGAAGUUUAAUAGCGUUAAAGGGUGCUAAUUUUGAUUUCGUGAUAAAAUAAUAUCUUUUAACGCACUUUCUAAAAUAUCAGGUAUAUGUUAAUAUUUUUUUAAAUUUAACAUUGUUAAAUUAAUUUAAUUGAAUAGCCUUUAUUUAAUGGAGAACGAUGGAUUAUUUUACAAAUUCAAAAAAGUUUGCGAGUGUAACUUAUAUUUAAAAAUGAAUAGCCAGUUGCGGCUCUGUUUGCAAACGAUCAUCUCGGCGAUCGUAGCAAUUCGGCAUUCUCGAUUUGAAGAUGCCGAAGAUCAGCGACGAGACGCUACAUCGUCCUGUAUAUAUAAAAAAAUUUGACGAAUUCGGUAAAUCGCGGAGGAAGGAAAAAAAAGAAAAAGCGUGACUGGAGCUCCGUGAAUCGGUUCCGGGCGAGAGGA